Messenger RNA from Trichoderma gamsii, 966 nucleotides. RefSeq lists its product as hypothetical. The coding region runs from base 1 to 966 and encodes 321 amino acids. The transcript is spliced from 3 exons. NCBI's taxonomy places the organism in Eukaryota, Fungi, Ascomycota, Sordariomycetes, Hypocreales, Hypocreaceae. Gene Ontology annotation, biological process: DNA catabolic process. The record is from RefSeq and is a predicted model, not a curated record. Gene Ontology annotation, molecular function: endonuclease activity; nucleic acid binding.
AUGAAGCUCUCAAAUGCUGUGGCCUACAGCCUCGUCUCCCUGCCAGGGGCCAUGGCUUGGGGAGGCCUGGGACACGUAACGACAGCCUUCGUUGCAAGCAACUUCGUCGCCAAUACGACAGAAGCCUACCUUAAACAGCUCCUCGGUAGCCAAGAUGCCGAUUACAUGGCCAAGGUAGCCUCCUGGGCCGACUCGAUCAGAUACACACAGUGGGGUAGAUUCACAAAAAACUUCCAUUUCAUCGAUGCGCACGACAGCCCUCCCGAGGACUGCAACGUCGACUUUGAGCGCGACUGCAAGGAGGGCGGCUGCGUCAUCACCGCUCUGGCCAACUACACCCAGCAAUCCGUCGACCCGUCCCUGCCGGCAUGGCGACGAGCGCAGGCAGCCAAGUUUGUCAUUCACUUCGUUGGCGACCUGCACCAGCCGCUGCAUAACGAGGAUGUCGCAAGGGGUGGAAACGGUAUCCACGUCUUGUGGAAUGGGCGAGAUUUCAAUCUGCAUCACGUUUGGGACAGCUCCAUCACAGAGAAAUGGCUUGGCAUGCGUGGUAGAAAGCCAUAUCAAUGGGCGGAGAAGUGGUCUGCAGAUCUUACAAAGAAGAUCAACAGCGGCAUCUACGCAGAUGAAAAGGACGAUUGGCUGGCAGACUUGGACUUUGGCAACCCGGAAGAGACGGCAUUGGCUUGGUCACGCGAAUGUAACAAGCUCGUGUGCCAGUAUGUCUUCCCCGAGGGUCCCAAGGCCAUUGCUGGCAAAGAGCUGAGUGGCGACUACUACGAAAAGGCAGCCCCUAUGCUCGAAAAGCAAGUCGCCCGUGCCGGUUACCGCAUGGCAGCCUGGUUGGACAAGAUUGUCGAUCAAUACCUGAAGCUGGAGGCGAGCUACACUGGAGAGCUGCCUACAGAAGACUAUAUGGAAGAGCCUUUGGAUGAAUUUAUGGAGGAGCCGAUUGGCGAGCUAUGA